AUGAAGCUUAUUCUUGCUGUGCUGGUUUUGGUGGUUGAGACCAAGGCGCAGUGGUACAACUUCCCAGGAGAAGCCAUUGGAGGUGCAAAGGAAAUGUGGGACGCCUACCAGGAUAUGAAGGAUGCCAACUGGAAGAACUCAGACAAGUAUUUCCAUUCACGUGGGAACUCUGAUGCUGCAAAAAGGGGUCCAGGAGGCAAGUGGGCAGCCGAAAUAAUCAGUGAUGCAAGAGAGGCUGUUCAGGGUUAUAGUAACAGUGGCAACUCUGAUUCUGAAGCUGACCAGGAGGCCAAUCGCUGGGGUCGUAACAGUGGAGACCCCAACCACUACAGACCCGAAGGCCUUCCCGAUAAAUACUGAAAACAGACAACCUCUGAAAUUGUCAGUGCUUCCAGGAUCUUUUUUUUCUUUUGUUGCUCUAAAAUUUUGCAAAGAAAAUAUAAAA
Molecule: messenger RNA, 445 nt
Organism: Rhinichthys klamathensis goyatoka
Lineage: Eukaryota; Metazoa; Chordata; Actinopteri; Cypriniformes; Leuciscidae
Product: serum amyloid A-5 protein-like
Exons: 3
Coding region: 1-360 (119 amino acids)
Cellular component (GO): extracellular region
Source: RefSeq, a predicted model, not a curated record